This is a messenger RNA of Penicillium pulvis, 1704 nucleotides long. RefSeq lists its product as uncharacterized. The transcript is spliced from 5 exons. Bases 1 to 1704 code for a protein of 567 amino acids. Lineage: Eukaryota; Fungi; Ascomycota; Eurotiomycetes; Eurotiales; Aspergillaceae. The record is from RefSeq and is a predicted model, not a curated record.
AUGGCAGCCAUGGCCGAUCUUACGGUCUACAACAUGCCAACCUCCCCUCCAAAUCUGGAUAGGGUAGGUGUCUUCUAUAUUUCAUUUUGUGUCAUCUGGACCACGCUUGUACUGGCCGGUAUGAUCUUCUGCUUGGUCAACCGACACAUCCCCAUACUCCGAAUCCGCGGUCUUCCGCUAUCGUUCUCUGCCAUUACCCUUCUUCACGUCUAUUGGAUCUUGGGCCAAAUAUCAUACCCAAUUGGCCCGACUCUGUCUACGGUUAUCGCCUAUGACAUCCAAUUCUUCGCAAUGGGCAUCUAUUACCCACUGGGAAUCGCCCUGUUUCAAGCUUCCAACAUCCGUUUUCUUCAUGUCGCCAAGAUGCAGAAGCAAUUCGUCCACCCUGAGCUUCGGCCCCAGAGAAAAUGCAAGGAUGCGAAAUCAUCAUGGCUGUGCCAUUUAAAAAACAUGGAUUAUAUGAAAAGAACAUUGUCUCUCAUAGGUAUUGGCAUGGUGUUACAGUUUAUCAUCACGGUGGCGAUGUGGCUUGCAUGCAAAAAGUAUCAUCCAACCUACGGUAUCUCGGGAACGGAGAUUCAUGGUGCGACAAUCGCAGAGCAGAUUGUGUAUCUAGGCCGGGGAUGGGAAUGGUGGCCGUCCUUAUUAUGGCAGGUAAUCUGGACAUGGAUUGUCGCUCCAAUACUCAUUUGGCAAGCCUGGGGGGUCCAUGAGACAUUGGGAUGGCGAACUCAAACUAUCGGAUGUUGCCUUUCCAGUCUUCAUGCUUCCCCUAUGUUCUUGAUUGCAUCAUACGUGCCAGCCUUUGCAAAGGUCAACACCUAUUUUAGUCCAAGUCAAUGGAUCCACAUUUCGAUCAUGAUGUGGGAGAUAUUCACUGUGUUCGUUCCCAUCUUCCACGUCUUCAGGCUAUGGACAUUGAGCAAGAAAGCCACCGCCUUGACAACCAAGUAUAACUCAGCAUCGAUAUCAAUGACAAUGCUAAACAAAUCGCCCUCACCCUCGGUGAAGUGGAACAAUGCAUCUUCUUCAACACUGGGUGAGAAAGACCAGCCGGUCGAGUCUUCUAACGUAUGCCUGGUCGACCGAAUAUACACAAUGGAUGCCCUCGAACAUGUCCUGAACCACAACCCACAGCAACUGCAAGAAUUUGCCGCAUUAAGUGAUUUCUCAGGAGAGAAUAUUGCAUUCCUGAGCCAAGUGGCCUCAUGGAAGUCAUGCUGGCCAGAGAGCCUGGAUGAAAACCAGCUUCUGGAUGCAUUCAAUCAGGCAUUACGAAUAUACGCCAACUUUAUCAGCACGCACGAUGCCGAGUUUCCGCUGAACAUAUCUUCACAAACUCUGAAACAGAUGCAGUCUGUUUUCGAGCAACCAGCACGCAGUAUACUCGGAGAAAAAAGUGUAAACACCACCUCGCCAUUCGAAACUGAUCCUUUUGCACACCCGCCAGGUUCUGAGGGUGUCCGGAUGUCGCAUGAUGAUAGAUACACGGGAGAUAUCCCCAUUGGUUUUGAUAUGGCUAUUUUCAACGAUCUGCAAGAGGAGAUCAAAUAUUUGGUUUUAACAAAUACAUGGCCUAAGUUUGUGGAGUCGAUGCGACGACGGUCGAGUGACACCGAGCGCAGCGGUUAUACUACACAGUCAGAGACAUCGCUGAAGAGCUGGAUCUCGAAUCAGCGUUUGAAGUUUCGAUCAUUCCUCUAA